AACUCGGCCUGCCAAGAUCUUGUCGCGAGUGCCUUCUUCCCCCUCCGAUGGCGGUCAGCUCUCUCUCUCUCUCUUUCUCUCUCGCACAAGUACACACAUGAGACGAGAUCUUUCGGCAUCCAAAGAGAAGGAAAUAGCUACAAAUUUGUACUGUACCUGUUAACCCAAAACCUUUCUUGAACAAUUUGACUGGGAAGCCAGUGAUUGUGAAACUUAAGUGGGGAAUGGAAUAUAAAGGUUUUCUUGUUUCAGUAGAUUCCUAUAUGAAUUUGCAGCUUGCAAAUACUGAAGAAUACAUUGAUGGCCAGUUCACAGGGAACCUUGGGGAGAUACUGAUACGAUGUAACAAUGUUCUUUACCUCCGAGGUGUGCCAGAGGAUGAAGAAAUUGAAGAUGCUGAAUGAGAUCAAACAGAACUGCCGUCGGCCAUGUUCUUUAUGUAGUAGUUAGAUCUAGUCUCACAACGUUGUGCCUAGAUGUAGGAAUGCAGGCUCUGCUGCUAAUGUGUCGGUAGUUUUCUUUUCAGGACACUGUAUUACCUAUCACAAUUAGACUAACAUGGUUGUUUGACCUUAUUAUACUGCAUUACUGUGUAUCAAUGCAACCCCGUCCCCAA
Messenger RNA from Elaeis guineensis (African oil palm), 616 nucleotides. Its product is annotated as probable small nuclear ribonucleoprotein F. Gene Ontology annotation, biological process: mRNA splicing, via spliceosome; spliceosomal snRNP assembly. The record is from RefSeq and is a predicted model, not a curated record. Lineage: Eukaryota; Viridiplantae; Streptophyta; Magnoliopsida; Arecales; Arecaceae. Gene Ontology annotation, cellular component: catalytic step 2 spliceosome; pICln-Sm protein complex; U1 snRNP. Gene Ontology annotation, molecular function: RNA binding.